Molecule: messenger RNA, 3660 nt
Organism: Megalopta genalis
Lineage: Eukaryota; Metazoa; Arthropoda; Insecta; Hymenoptera; Halictidae
Source: RefSeq, a predicted model, not a curated record
GCCGCUUCUGUCUCUCCUGGCACGAGCGGAACCAGUCGCAGUCCGAACCACCUAGCAGCCCGACGAAGGAGACCCGAGGAUCCACACCUGGCGACACCCGGCCGACACCUGGCCGACACCUGGCGCGAGUCGACGGAGAUCGUGCCGGAGAACCCUUGGCCAUGAGCUCGGCCCCGGAAGCAUGCAGCCACUGAGAAAGCUGGGCCGGCCGAGCCUCGGUACAGGUGAGCAGAGCAACGUCACAGCGGCGGAAGUUUGCCCUGAGACGCGUACCGGACUUCCUCUUCUGCAAGUAUGGCCGAGCGAUUCGCCGAGGGGCGAGGCCGAUGGCCAGGCACAGGCGUUUGUAUUCCCCGAUGUACAAGAGAACGUCAACGACAGCGGGAUCGAGUCCAUACAGGUACCAAUCACUGGAACCGAUUCCGCAUCGCCGUCACCGUGUGGCGUAGCAAGCACCAGCCCCGCGGCGACGCCCCAGCAAUCCCGUCGCGCCAGUCUACUGCAUCCGGACCAUGCUCGACUGCAGUUGCACCAUUUGCAUCACAAUCACCACAAUUCCGGGACUAAGAGUCCGCCGACACCGGACCGAACGUCCGUCGACGAGGAACCACCCCCGCUUCCGCCGAGUCCCUCGAGUUCAACCACCAGCAGCCUUCGCUCGAUGCCCAGCUCUGCAAUCACGUCGAUGCACUCGCAGGACAGGAGACGCAGCAGCAGGUACAGCAUGUUCGACCUGGACCUGGAAUACGCCCUUCUGAGGGCGGCUGCACGCGGCUCCGUGGGCCCAUACUCGCUCUCGGAGUCCCUGCACAAGCUGACCUUCACCCAGAGCCUGGCGUUCCCGGCCCUGGCCCGCGGUCUCGCCUCGAAACAAAGCAUCCCGACCAGGAGGCCCCAGCAGCACACCGAAAGCGGACUAAACGCCUUCGCGAAAGUGGUGACCGCGUUGGUUCUCGUUCUAGUCAGCGUGCUGGUCUUCGGUGUGGUGUACAAGUUCGUGAGAACGUGAGGCUGGCUGCUGGUGCCGGAUCGACAGUCUGCCGCGUCGCAGGAGUUCGAUCGCUCAGGCGCCGGCGAUCCUCUCGACGAUUGACUCGGUCGAGCUUCUGGUUUAUUUCGAUGAUCGAUGUUCGACGUAGCGCUGGACAGCCGGGGAAAUCGUUGGUUCGGGGCGUUCGAGCUGGUUUCGAGAAGUUUGAGGUGGUCUCGAACGGUUUGAGAAGGUUGGAAGCUAUUUGAUAACGUCUCAAGCGGUUUAGAAACACUCGAGGAAGGCGAAGAACCUGUGGAACUCGAAGAGAAACUGACAGACCAGUGUUCGUAGAUGGUUUGCGAAUGUUUCCGGACAGUCUGAAGGUGUUUGACGAGUUGAUGUCGAGAGAGCGAAUGUCUGCAGACGAAAUUGUAGUAGUAAGAGAUCUUACGGUUGAUGAUUCGGGUCGCUGUACCGACUUCUCGAGUUCUUUCGCGGCGUUUGAAGACGUUCGAAGGUGCUUGAAGAGAAGUCAUUCGGUGAACCAAUGUAUAGCGUAUUUUGAAAGGAAGUCGAAAAAUCGAGGGGAGCUCCGAGUUUCGAAGGCGUUUGAGUAAGUUUGAAGGAAGUUCGAAGAUGUUUGAAUGAUAACCGAGCCUCAAACUCGCCGGAAAGAGGACAAACCGGUCCCGGGUAGUUCGGACUCGUUUGUGAAUUUGGCGGAACCUCGGAAUUAGUCGAAAGAUAGAACGUAACGAACGAGCUUGAUCGGAAACAAUAAAAACCGCGGGAUUUAAAUUUUGAUACGGUGCUGACUAAUCAGGAACCUUUCGUAGCGACGUCGGCGAGCGUUUUUACUGCGAGAAUGAGAGAAGUUCCGCGUCGGCGGGCAGCGCGCGUUGACGAGAGAAUUCGCCGUUAACGAUUUCACGCGAACAAUUUCAAGUAAUCGGCUAGAAUUCGCGCAUUGACUCGCUUGCUUGAGUAAUCCACGUGUCGGCAGGUGUAACCCGCGACCCUUCAAGUGCUUUACACGAUCCUCUGCGCGAUGACAAUCGCGUACGACGUUCCAGGCCGCCGUUUUUACGCGGACGCGUCGACGGAUAUCGCCGCUAAUUCCGAGGAGUCGAGUCGCUUCGGCAAUUAACGGCCGCGGAUCGACGAAAAUUUUUCCCAUUUUCGGAAUGAUUGGGCAACUUUCGAGUUGUCGUCGACGAGACUCGAAGCCCGCGGAAUGUUUCCUAGAAUUUUCUUUCGUCAGAUCUGCUUCGUUUCGAUGCACACCGGCGGCUCGAAAAUGUUUCGUCGUCGACGAAUGAUUUCGACCAGAGAGGAUACAGACAUUACCUGCGAAAAGAAUUAUGCACUUUCUGUGUCUUGUUAAACGAGGAUACAGCUACAUCGACAGUGCAUGGCAAUCGACAAUCACGAAACAGAAAACUGCAGCUCUUUUUCCGAAUUGAAUCUUUGAAUAAACGGCGUCGAAAACGGAGAAACAUUUUCGGACUACGGUGUUCGGAUUUCAACAUCGAUCGAUCGUGGAUGAGAAAAAAAAGAGUCGUUUCUAUCUGAUACACAAGUUUGAAAUGAUCAAUUUCCUUAAGAGAUUUCUAAACAGCAUUUUGAACGAAAUUCAAGAGGAUUUUUCCCAAGCGUACUGUUGAUACUUUGCACAAGAUAAUCGUGAAUUAUAUAUACGUACAUAUAUAUGCUAUAUGUAUAUUGUAAUCGCGUAGAGUUUGUUCCACGAAAUGCGAACAUGAAAGUAAUAAUUUGAUCUGCUGUUAACGAAUCGCAAACUAAAACAAGAAGUCAGCGAUUUCUUUAGAUAGGUUGCAGCGUGAUAAUUGUACCCGCGUCUUUUGGAACAGCCUCUACCCGACGAACGUUGCGUGAACGCGUUUCUUCGACGUUGUCAAGGAACCAACAUUCCGAAGUGAAUUCCAACGAAACUCGAUCACGGCGGCGAGCGAUUACGCUCUCGAUCAUGGUCCUCUUUUAAUGUGCAACAUUGGAGGAACCGGCAAGCAGCGAGUGCGACAGGAUUCUUUUUUACCUCGAAAAUCAAAGCCACGGUCACGACGAUUUGUAAAAACGAGGGGAGGUCACCCAGAAUCGCGAAUAUUUUUGCAGGAAGCGUUGCGAAAUUUCUAUCCGGAGAUCAGAUCGCGAUUCGAUCACCGUUCUCGCUCACGUAGAUCCACGAUUAAGAAGCUCGCGUUAAGUAAGCCGAUCUCUCUCCGUUCCCCUUCUUUCCCUCGAUCGAUUCUAUUUUUUGACGAUCGUACGGCUAACGGAAAAUCGAUCCCGAUUUUUCUCCGAUCGAUCCGGUUCUUCCGGCUGUAAGUUUUUGAAAAUUACAGAACGAAGUUCUCGAUCCGCGAUCGGCAAAUCCAGCUUGCCCGACCAUAACGAUUCUCGUUCUACUUAAACCGAAAUUGUAUACUCGACACGAUUCGCAGACAUUCAGAUUCCUUGCGCGAUUUCGUACGAACGCAAGUUUCAUAUUUCAGCCUACGUUUUACUAAAAUAUUUCGAUUAAAACAACGGUCCUUCGAAACUUCGAUCCUUCCAGCGGAGGACCAACCGAUUCUCGAUUGCAAAUUUAACGGACCACGUAGCGUGGUCCUAAAUCUCAUGUAUGAAUCUUGUUACCUAAGAGAAAAUAAACGUUCAUUUAUAGCAAA